GUUCUGAUACUUGAGGCUGAGAUAGACUGUGAUGCAGCCACAGCUUCCCAAGUCUGAACCUUGAAUUUGCGCCUCACCAAUGUUUAGCGGCGUCUUGAAGUGUGGCUAGUGUGUGGCUAAUGUCACACUGGACUUGCGGCUCAUCCAUCGUCAUCCACCACCACCAACACGAACAAGUACGUACCUUUUUCAAUGCGACAUCGCUAUCACUCAGCUUGGCCACUCUCUUACCAACAGGACCCAUGACAUGAACUGCAUCCUCUUUCUAUCAAUGCAAACGCCCGAUGACGGCAAGGGAAAAAAACUACCGGGUCUCCCUACCAACCGCUCUCACCUCGUCUCUUGCACUCCCGUCACCUGUGCACUCCCGUCACCUCAAAAACCCACUCCUGCAGAGGUCCCCCAUCUAGGACCCUCCCCUGUACAUACCGUAGUGUUGCAGUGUGAGCCUUUGCUCCCUUCCACCCGAACACUCGCAAUAGCCGACCUGGACCGACCGCCACCCUCAUAUCACUCGCCCCCUCGAAACCUCACGCCCCAUGCUCAGCACAUUUCUCAUAUACAACCCGAGGAAAUCUUGCCCAAUUUUUUUAUGCCGUUAUCUAAGAAUAUUGGGUCUGGAUUUCCUCUUGGCGGUUGUUUCCACUUCACAUCAAAUCCACAUGGCUGUUUCCUGCGGGUGUGCACACCAUCUCGUCUCACUCUCAUGGCUCUCUCUUCUCGACCUUGGUCUUGACCAGGGGUUGUUGGUUUCUGUCAGCCACCGUCCCAUUUUGCCUUUCCCUUCCUCCAUUUUCAUCUUCUCCCUUGCUGCCGUUCCCUACUGCCGUUGGAGCAAGCGGAGGGACCAGCGGACGCAGGCCAGGAGCGUCAUGCUCUCCGCUGGUCAAGACGAUGCUAACCGUCCUUUCACCCUUGUUUCGCCCAAUCCAA
This is a messenger RNA of Ilyonectria robusta, 933 nucleotides long. RefSeq lists its product as uncharacterized. Bases 248 to 736 code for a protein of 162 amino acids. Lineage: Eukaryota; Fungi; Ascomycota; Sordariomycetes; Hypocreales; Nectriaceae. The transcript has a single exon. The record is from RefSeq and is a predicted model, not a curated record.